Manihot esculenta (cassava) is the source of this 576-nucleotide messenger RNA. RefSeq names its product probable steroid-binding protein 3. The transcript has a single exon. Gene Ontology annotation, cellular component: endomembrane system; membrane. The record is from RefSeq and is a predicted model, not a curated record. NCBI's taxonomy places the organism in Eukaryota, Viridiplantae, Streptophyta, Magnoliopsida, Malpighiales, Euphorbiaceae. Bases 110 to 412 code for a protein of 100 amino acids.
AUACCGGGAGUUCAGCCAGGAUAUUUGAAGUCACUCUCAUCUCCAGGACCGGUGUUCUUCUUCAGUUACUCUGUCUCCAAUCCCUAGGCCAGACCAAACUCUCAUCUCCAUGGAGUUCACAGCCGAUCAACUCAUCCAAUACAGCGGCACAGACCCAUCAAAGCCUAUCUACGUAGCAAUCAAGGGUCGCGUUUUCGAUGUGACCACCGGCAAGUCCUUUUAUGGGCCAGGCGGCUCAUACGCCAUGUUCGCUGGCAAGGACGCUAGCAGAGCUCUUGCCAAGAUGAGCAAGAACGAUGAAGAUGUCUCUCCUUCUUUGGAUGGCCUUACUGAGAAGGAGAUGGGUGUACUCGAUGACUGGGAGAAGAAGUUUGAAGCUAAGUACCCCAUUGUUGGCCGUGUUAUCUCUUGAAUUUUCUUGAUUUCUAUUUUCAGUGUUCUGUUUCUACCGCUAAUGUAAAGGAUAGACUUCUCUGUUGUGAUUUUGUUUGAGUAUGACUUUGCAAAGUAUGGUGAUCUGGAUGAACUGUAUGAAUGCUUUAUAAUCGGUGUUUGAAUAAAUUUGGGUUGUGUAAA